GGGGCGGGCAGGGGGGCGGACAGCGGGGCGGGGCGCGGCAGGGCGCGUGGAACCCGCGCUGUCCCUUCUCUUGCAGGCCCGCGUCGCCCCUCCGGACCUGAGCAGUCGCCAUGGCACAGGUUCUCAAGGGCACUGUGACUGACUUCCCCGGAUUCGAUGAGCGGGCCGAUGCGGAAACUCUCCGGAAGGCCAUGAAAGGCCUGGGCACGGACGAGGACAGCAUCCUGACUCUGCUGACCUCGCGAAGCAACGCUCAGCGCCAGGAAAUCGCCGCGGCUUUCAAGACGCUGUUCGGCAGGGACCUUCUCGAUGACCUGAAAUCAGAACUGACCGGAAAAUUUGAAAAACUGAUCGUGGCUCUGAUGAAACCGUCCUGGCUUUACGACGCCUACGAGCUGAAGCACGCACUUAAGGGAGCCGGAACAAAUGAAAAAGUACUGACGGAAAUUAUCGCUUCAAGGACCCCCAAAGAACUGACGGCCAUCAAGCAGGUCUAUGAAGAAGAGUACGGCUCGAGCCUGGAGGAUGACGUCGUGGGAGACACCUCCGGCUACUACCAGAGGCUGCUGGUGGUCCUCCUGCAGGCCAACAGAGACCCCGACGGUGCAAUUGAUGAAGCGCAGGUUGAGCAAGAUGCUCAGGCUUUGUUUCAGGCCGGAGAACUUAAAUGGGGGACGGACGAAGAAAAGUUCAUCACCAUCUUUGGCACACGAAGUGUGUCUCAUUUGAGAAGGGUGUUCGACAAAUACAUGACCAUAUCAGGAUUUCAGAUCGAGGAAACCAUUGACCGAGAGACUUCUGGUCAUUUGGAGCAACUCCUCCUUGCUGUUGUGAAGUCCAUCCGCAGCAUACCCGCCUACCUUGCGGAAACGCUCUACUACGCCAUGAAGGGGGCCGGAACGGACGACCACACCCUCAUCCGGGUGCUGGUUUCCAGGAGCGAGAUCGAUCUGCUGAACGUCAGGAAGGAGUUCAGGAAGAACUUCGCCACCUCCCUGUACUCCAUGAUCAAGAGUGACACGUCCGGGGACUAUAAGAAAGCCCUGCUGCUGCUCUGCGGAGGCGAGGACGACUGAGGUGACCCCCUGAGGGCCGCCCGCCCGGCCACCACCGCCACCGCCACGCCUGCUCUGUGAACGCCGCCGCCUGUCACGUCGCCUGCUUUGUAUUAGCACGCUAAUGCCCGACACACGCACACGCACACGCACACACACUCACACACAUACACACGUGCGCACGCACACACACACACACGCACGCACACACACGCACACGCACAUCGCAGGAGGUAGCGGUGCUGCGUCCUGACCCUCGGCUGGGCCCGCGCUCCCACCCUCAUGGCCCCAAAGUCCUCGCACGCAGCUCACUGGCCGCUUCGUCUUCGUCCCCAUUAAGAGGUCAGACUGCGUUUAGCCUUUUUAAUUAACUUCAUUUAUAUUAAAUUGGUAGUUUAGCCUUUUUAAUUAACUUCAUUUAUAUUAAAUUGGUAACCCUAUAGCCUUAAUCGGAACCUCAGCCUUGAAAUGAUGAAUUCCUGGAAGCGUUACUAAUCUAAUUUGCCACUGAAUUAAACCGGAAAAGUGAAAUAAACAUUUCCUUCGCCCUCC
Molecule: messenger RNA, 1607 nt
Organism: Pteropus alecto (black flying fox)
Lineage: Eukaryota; Metazoa; Chordata; Mammalia; Chiroptera; Pteropodidae
Gene: ANXA5
Product: annexin A5
Exons: 12
Coding region: 111-1076 (321 amino acids)
Biological process (GO): negative regulation of coagulation
Cellular component (GO): cytoplasm
Molecular function (GO): calcium-dependent phospholipid binding; calcium ion binding
Source: RefSeq, a predicted model, not a curated record